Molecule: messenger RNA, 402 nt
Organism: Cylicocyclus nassatus
Lineage: Eukaryota; Metazoa; Nematoda; Chromadorea; Rhabditida; Strongylidae
Source: the annotation of a GenBank genome assembly
AUGACGUGCCAGCGCGGGGGGAUAGUCGGGAAGACUGUGGCAACUUGCCAACUAGAACCCCAAUUGGCCAAGCGCCCACGUCAUGCGAUACCUGUCGUUGCGCUGAGUAUUAAUCAUGCCCAUACCGGUGGAUUCAUCGUCGGAACGUCUAGAGGGAAGUCUCACUGCGCAGACGCGCCGUUAAUCAGCCUAGGAUACCUCGUGACGAUGAUCUGUUUUGAGAAUGAUGGCACCAACGGCGAGCUGGGAAUAGGAAUUUCGACGUGCGAGUCUGAAGACGACAUCUCGCGGGAGUUGAUGGAAGUUCGUGGACGAGUACCCAUGGCAAAUCCACAAGACGCGCAGGUGGACGCGCAACCGGGUGAUACUACGGACUCGAACGGUACUAGUAGGCAACACUAA